UGGAGAUCGGGGUGCAAUCGCGACCAUCUGCCAUUGAACCACCAUUUCGAUGUUCGAGAAUCUCUGCACUCUCCCGCUCUCUUCUGAGCUCUUCGCGCAAGCCGUCCAUCCCAAUGAGCCUGUUCUCGCGGUCGGCUUGUCGGGGGGUCAUGUUCAAUCAUUCCGACUACCACCCGUCGCGGGGGAUUCGAGCGAGGAUGGCGACGGUGAUGGCGACGUCAGUAUACUAUCGACUGGCACCAACACUAUAGACACGGAAUGGCGAACCAGAAGACAUAAGGGAAGCUGUAGAACCUUGACCUACAGUGCGGACGGCGAAUGUAGGGUUUUCCUGACCAAACAAAAGCUAUCAAAGCUAACCAUACUCCCAAGUUCUUUAUUCAGCCGGCACAGAUGGUCUUCUGAAAGUGGCUUCCUCUUCCACCGGAAGAGUUGUUUCCAAAAUCCUCACACCAUUUGACUCUGCCACCAAAUCCGUCGACUCUCCUACCCUUCUGCACGCUCUCUCUCCUCAAACACUGCUUCUCGCGGCCGAUUCGGGAGCGCUACAUCUAUUUGAUUUGCGAACUCCGUCAGGCUUGGGCAACGGAAAACCAAGUCAAACUCAUCGACCUCACGAAGAUUAUAUCUCCUCAUUAACCCCUCUCCCACCGACAGAUGCGAGCACGAGCGGUUUCAGCAAACAAUGGGUUACGACUGGAGGCACAACUUUGGCUGUUACUGAUUUACGACGCGGGGUCAUGGUCAAAAGUGAAGAUCAGGAGGAUGAAUUGCUUAGUAGUGUAUACGUCGGAGGACUUCCAUCAAGACCCGGAAGAAGCAAGGGCCAAAAGAUACUUGUGGGAAGCUCUACGGGUGUUUUGACAUUGUGGGAAAGAGGAAUAUGGGACGAUCAAGAUGAAAGAAUUAUUGUCGAUGCUGGAAUCGGAGGUGGUGAAAGUCUGGAUUCUCUUGUAGUGAUGCCUGAUGGAGUUGGAAACGGUGGAAAAAAUGUGGUGGUAGGCUUAGGGGAUGGUACCAUCCGUAUUGUUCAACUUGGUCCAAACAAGGUCAUGGAAGAUCCAUUGAGGCAUGAUGAAAUUGAGGCAGUGGUUGGCUUGAAUUUUGAUGUUGGUGGUAGACUCAUUAGUGGUGGUGGAUCUACUAUCAAAGUAUGGCAAGAGAAGAUGUCGUUAGAUGAGGACUCGGAGGAGGAAGACUCGGAUGAACAGGUUAAGCCUACCAAGAGAGCUUUAGAGGGCAGUGAUUCAGAGGAUAGCGAUAAAAAUAGUGACUCGGCAAGUAGCGAUGACGAAAAGGGAGGCCGCAAGCAACGCAAGAAUCGGAGAAAGUCCAAAGCCAAGGGUGCUAACGUCGGAAACGGUAUCCUCAAAUUUAAAGGGAUGUAGCCAAAGCGGGCACGGAAUUCGACCUUUCCAGUCCUCGCAUCGCAAAACUCCAAAGAAUGACUUUCGAUGUCAUUGGACACAGAGAUCGAUCAUUGUAUCGUGUUAUCUGAAUCACCACAAAGACUGCCACAGCCUUGGUAGACUUUGUU
This is a messenger RNA of Hymenoscyphus albidus, 1537 nucleotides long. Lineage: Eukaryota; Fungi; Ascomycota; Leotiomycetes; Helotiales; Helotiaceae. The record is from the annotation of a GenBank genome assembly.